Molecule: messenger RNA, 1623 nt
Organism: Prunus armeniaca (apricot)
Lineage: Eukaryota; Viridiplantae; Streptophyta; Magnoliopsida; Rosales; Rosaceae
Source: the annotation of a GenBank genome assembly
AUGUCUUCUCCAAAAACCCGUGCUCAAUCUUCCUCAUCUCCAGUUCCUCCUGAUUAUAUCACUAGGACUGGAGUUGACAGCCAUGCGAUAGAAGUCAGAAGCAAGCUUCACCCUUUUGCCCAAAAGAAUCUAGACGAGAACAUCCUCCAUCUUUUCAAGAACACUCUGGUGCUAGGGCCUCACUGGUUUGGUCCUGUUCUGGCUGAGAUGGCGGAGCUGAUGAAAAAGGAUGCCGAAGCUCCUUUGUGUUUUGAAAGCACUUCUGCCCUAUCAUCCCAUUCUUGGGUUAGCAAGAAUCUGAGCCGCUCAUUCCCCUCGAGCGAAGUGAGGAACAAUCCAGUGAAGUGGGCUGAUUGGAUUGACCGGCUCCUUCCACGGUAUGGAGCUCACUGGAGGAGGGCUGGUAUUUAUGACGCUAUUCUCCUGUCCAAACAAUCCAUCAACAAGGAUGAGAACCUGCUUGCUGCUGCCCUGUGUUUCUGGAAUUCUGCCAGCAACACCUUCAAUUUUCGCAUAGGCCCCAUGGCUCCAACUCUGCUAGAUAUGGCUCAAAUUUUUGGGUUCAGACCUCAUGGAAGGCAUGUGGAUGUAGUUGGUGAUUACCACAGGAGGAAGAACCAGGAGAAGCUGUCAAAACCGUUCACCAUCUCUCCAGCCUCAAUCAACCAGAACUGCUCCUUCUCUAAUUACCAUGGAGGAGGAAAACCUCCAAAUUAUCAUUUGGGGGCAGAAGUUUAUCAUCCCAACUUCUGCGCAAGACAACUAGGCUGCCCUCAGCUCAUUCCACUUAAAUCCUACAGAAGCUGCAAUCGGGCCACUUCCUGGAGGGAUGUAGAUGACCUGGAAGUGCACAAGGAUGCCAGGCUAGAUUUCGAGAUCUACCUGCCUCCAGUACUGCACUCGAAGUCCUCUUUGAUGGCUAGGAUUCCUGGGUUGUUCACACAGGAGAGGAGACUCACAAAUCCUUCUCUGACAAAGAACAUUGGUGGCCAAUCUGUCCAGAGUGGAAAAGUGAUUGUGACCUCUGUCAUUGAUGCUGGGGAUUUAGAGCUUCCUUCUAGAGAUGAGGAUGAAAUUCUGUCAGAACAACCUCCUGUUGAGGCUACUCCUUUUCCCAGAACAUUGCUACUCAAGCUGAGGUUUCGGAGUCCUCCUCUACCUCUUACUAAGUCAAAAAGGCUUAGAAAGAGGACUAGAGUUGAAUCUGAUGAGACAAAAAAGCCUGCAGUUGUUCCAACUGAAACUUCUGGAACUGAUGAUGAGCUGCGAGAGGCCUUUAAGGCGGUGGAGCAGGAGAAAAAGCUGGAAGAACCAGAAGAGGUAGAAGAAGGACCUCAAGGAGAGGCAAAGAUCGUGGAAGAAGAGGAGGAAAUUCCCACUGAGGUAAUAGCAGAGAGCAUUGCCUUGGCGCAAAAGCAACAAGAGAACACGAGGGCAGAGCUGACCAGCUUAGAGUUAACCUUUUUUGAAGAUGCAGAGGUGGAGCACUCCACUGCCGUGUCAGCAACUGAGGAGCAGGCAGAACAGUCUGCAUCAGAGCCUGUGGAGCAGGCAGAACAAAUGAUUGCAUUCCCUGAAACAGUAGUGAAAGUAGCUGCUUCUGUUCCGGACUUUGCGAACUAA